Messenger RNA from Dentiscutata heterogama, 966 nucleotides. The record is from the annotation of a GenBank genome assembly. NCBI's taxonomy places the organism in Eukaryota, Fungi, Glomeromycota, Glomeromycetes, Diversisporales, Gigasporaceae.
AUGGGUCGUAUUCGAAAAAAUGAGAUUCCGUCUGUUACGUUAUCAGAAGUCGACUAUGAAAACUAUUGUAAAAAAUUUCCAAGUGACUUAAAACGCAGUUUAUCUUUUUCUAAUCAAGUGAAGCUUCAUGAUACACUAAGAGCUAUUAAAGAAUCAAAUAAAUUUACAGAAGAAUUUUUUACUGCCGCCCGAUGUUAUACCAAUGAACUUGAAUUAAAGAUAGCGAAAAAAGCAGAAUCUAAUCAAUCCUUAAUUGAGGAGUUAACAAAUUCCAUUCUAAGUUCUGAAGAAUGUAUUUCGAAUUCAAAUUCAAUAGCUAAUAACAUUUCAAAAGAUAAAAAUCCGAAAGAAUAUUUGUCGAAUCAAACAGCAGAUCACCAACAGCAGUCACAGUCGAUUUCAAGUUCGAAUAGUUUAAUCUUAUGUGAUAAUGAACCCCCUAUAAUAGUACUAGCAAAUAUUUGGAAUACAAAUAACUUAGAAGCGGAAAACACAGAUUUGAAAAUAAAAAAUGCUGCGCUAGAAUCCGAAAAUACCAACUUAAAGAUAGAGAAUGCUGCCCUCGAAUUGGCACUCGUAAACCAUAAAUUGUCUCAUAAAGAACUUGAAUCACAAAUUCAAGAAUCAAAAAAUAGGAUUCAGGUCCUCGAAACAGAAAAAGUGAAUCUUAAACUGUCACACAAAGAACUCGAAGCACAAAUUCAAGAAGCAAAAAAUAAGAUUCAAGACCUUGAAAUACAAAUUCAAGAAUCAAAAAAUAAGGUUCAGGACCUCGAAGCAAAACGUUCGGAGCUCCAAAAAAUACAUACGGAUCUCACUUUAAAGUACUCUUUUACACAAAAAGAUCUUGUCAAAUUACAACAUGAGAAGGUGGAAAAUGAAGAAGAAAUCAAAACAUUAAAAGUAGAAAUUAACAAAAUAAUCGCUGCUAGAAAUCAAAUUGAGAAUGAUCUGAAAGAUGAAAAG